AUGGAAUACCGCCGCAAGAACGAUGAGCCUGGCUCCCCCCUACAACGCUUCGGUCGUUGGCUACGCCUCAAGCAAUACCAAGUCGAGGUCACCUUCGCAGUAUACAUGUUCACGCCCACCGAGAAGUUCGUCUUCUGGUCGGUCGUCUUCCUGCUCUUCUCCAUGACCACCAUCGCCUCCGCUCUCUACCUCCCCCAACACAUCUCCUUCCUUAUCGACCGCGCCUGGUUCUAUGUCAAUGGCGGAGAGGCAAGCAGCGGUGCUGCCUCCCUUGCCAACGUCAACGUGAACAAGGAAGCCCUCUCGCUUUCCGUUACCUCCGUAGGCGUUGCAGCUACCCAAGUCGCAGCCUCUACCGUUCGAGAGCUAUGA
Messenger RNA from Truncatella angustata, 372 nucleotides. RefSeq lists its product as uncharacterized. The transcript has a single exon. Lineage: Eukaryota; Fungi; Ascomycota; Sordariomycetes; Amphisphaeriales; Sporocadaceae. The record is from RefSeq and is a predicted model, not a curated record. The coding region runs from base 1 to 372 and encodes 123 amino acids.